AUGAAAUUAAAUAAUUUUCUUCUUUAGAUGCAAAAAUAAACUCAGAUUAAUUAGUUGCAACAAAGCUCAUAGCAAGAGACUUCUUAAAAAGUUAAUUAGACUAACAAAUCAGCUAUUGAAGAUAAUUAUAAAACCAAUGAAACUUAAUUAUCAAUAGAUAAUUCCAAAAAAUUAUAAAAAAAUAUGUCAAUUUGCUAGCAAUCGCCUGGAAACAACAAAACUAAUUUACUUAAUGCUCAAAAUGAUAUAAAUUCUAUUUAAUCUUACAGAGAUCGCACAUAAUUAUAGUAGUAGUCAGUCUUACUAGCAAAUCAAAAUAAUAAACUCACUCCAACCAGAAAUAACCACAAUUUAAAAACUAUCCCUUCACCUAAAAAUUAGAAUUUUUUAGGCGUCUGCACAAGUAAAUAAAAAUCUUCAAAUUCUUAGAAUACCCUAUAGAAUAAUCUUUCACAAUCUCCUCUCUAAGUAGCUUCUCCUCCCUAAAAACUUUUAGAUGAAAGAUAAAAAACAAGCUCUAAAAAUAUAAAUUAAAAGUUAAAAUAAAAUGAAUUUUCUCAUUCACAAAGUUUAUUAAUGUAUCAUUAGCAAGAUCAAGCUAAAAAUUAAAAAUGCGAUCAUUAAGUUUAAUAAGUUGUUGACUCUUAAAAUCAAAAAAAUAACUCAAAUUCAUCAGAACCUUGCAAAAAUGUCUAAGUAACUAAACUACAAAAUAUCCCUUCAACUACUGUUUUGAAGGAAUUUAUUGAAGGUAUAAAUAAACAAAAGAAUAUCAAUAAUAGUAACUCUAGUCAGCUAAAAACAUUGUAAACUUAAUAAGUAAUAAACACAUCUAAAAGCAGUAAUUAAUGCCAAACUGCAAACUCUUAAAAUAAGUCAAAAUCACCAUAAGGAUUAAAAAAAUAAAAUCCUCUCUAAUAUGGUAUUUUAUCAUCUAUAAAUAAAAAAUCUUUGGGAAGUGCAAAGCUAAACACAACUGGUAAUGUAAACUAAUAAAAAUACCAAAUAUUUAUUGACACAAAUGAAUAAAACAGCAACAGUAUACUAAAUGCACAUCAAUAAAAUACGAAUGAUUAAUCUAACCAGAUAUCUGCAUAAGGUCUUCUUAGCUAAAAAAACGCAAAGAAAAAUCUUAAUAGUAUAAUAUCUCCAUCAAAUAUUUCAAAUGCUUAUAAGAUCUAAGUGAAAACAAAGAGCUAAGAUUCUAGUUAAACUGCAUAAAAUUAAAAAUUAAUUUAGUAAAUGAGAUAAUCUAAAGUUAAUACAUCAUAAAAUCUUUAUGAAAGUCAGAGAUAAUAAAAAUUUUAAUGCUAAUCUAUGUUUAUUAAUAACAACAGCUAAACGCAGGAUGUAGAAAAUAAAAAUUAAAUAAACUUGUCUUAACCUGAUUUAGAUACUUUAGACUCUGAUGCGAUUGCUCAUUACACUGAUUUGAUUACUCUACAAACACAGGAGUUAAAAGAAGAGUAAUUUACUCCCAAUUAACAAAAGAGCUUAAAAAAACUUGGUAAUGUCUUAAAUACCAAUUUAAAUAACAACCUUAAGCAUUCUUUGAUAAUAAAUGAAUAAAAAAAUAUGAAAAAAUCUUUUGAAGAUAAGAAGAAAUCACAAAGUUAAGAAUUUAAAUCUAGCAGAUAAUAUAACAACAAAUCUGAAUCUAGUGAAUAAAUUUAAAAAUCUUAAGAAAGUUUAAGGAUUUAGUUGGGGUCAAUCAAACCAGAGUAGUAAGAAACAAAUUUAGAAUGCAACGAAGAAUUUGAAUUCAACAAUUACAUAGAAAAUAAAGCAAAAGCAAAUUCAUAACCAAAAAAAAGAGAGAACUAACUUCUACUUUAGUCUUUCACAGAGAGUUUAUAGUCAUCUUAAGACACAAGAAGAAAUAACUUGGAUAAUAAUUUUAAUCUAAAUCAAUUAGAUAAUUAAAUUAUUUGUAGAAAUGAUAAUUGCUUCAAUCACCAAUCUAAAAAGGGAAAAUACCACAUAGAGUUAGAGAGUUUGAGUACAAAUAACUAAAACUUAAAAUCUUACUGCUCAAAAUGUGCAAUAGAAUUAGUUAGCUAAGGAAUAAAGGUCAUAGAAAAUGAAUCUGUAACAAAAAAAAAUGUGAUUGAUUCCUUUUUAAUCAAUUUAAGAAGUGGUGUAAAUGAUUUGUUAAAUAAUACUUUAAAGCUUGUUGACGAAAAAGAUAACACUCUGCAUCAACACUAUUAAAAAUAAUUAAAUAAAUUAAAUAAUUUUUAUGAUGAAUGUAUAAAUCUUUGCAAUCAACUCAGGUCAGAAGAUAUUCAGAAAUUAGUUGAUUCAUAAAAUUAAAUAUAAGAAAUAUACAAUGAGAGAAGGAAUAUCAUUCGCUCUCAUAUUAUCGAUGUAGAGAAUAUGAACAAAGAUAUAUCUUCAAAUAUAGAUCAAAUCAUCCAUAAUAUAAAGCUUGGUCCUUUCAAAGAAAUCAUUAAUUAAUAUUAAGAUAAAUGUAAUGAAUUCAUAAACUAUUGCGAAUAAACUAAUCAAAUACAAAUUAACUUCUUAAAAUACAACAUUGAUAAUAGCUAAUAAAAUAUUCAAUCAUUAUAAAAUCUAUUUCAGACAUUUAGAAAAACUUACUUUUAUGAACAGUCAAAUUUUAUUGAAAAUUUAUAAUCAUUCUAAAGUGAAACAAUAUAAAAAAAUGAUCAAUUUAUCACAGACAGUGCUUCAAAGUCUAUCAAAAAGUAGGAUUCUUCUAAAUUAAAGAAUCAGCUCUACGUUUCUUUUGACAAUAGAGAUCUUUUCUUCCAGGCUGCAAAAAUAGCAAGUGCUAAGAAAUCAAAUUAAAAUGACGAUGAAUUAUAAAUAAACUAACAAAAUCAAGAAUCUAAUAUUUUUUAUGACUAAUCUAAAACUGGUUUUUAAAAUUCCAACAAUUAACAGUUCGAAAAUAAUGAAAAUAAUUCUUCUUAUUAAAACUAACUUAACUAACUUUGGCAAUAAAACUAAAAUUAAUUCAAUGAAAACUAAUUUAAAAGCUAACAAAAUAUCCAAAAUUAAAAUAAUUUUAAUAUUAAUUAAGAAAACAAUUUUGAUUUUGAUUAAACUCCUAACCCCACUUUUGGAAAUAGAGAAUAAUAGCAUCCUGCUUAGUUAUAUGAUGGUAGAACAAUAUUAUAAAAUGAAUAGCUAUAGUAAACCAGAAAUUAAUUCAUGAAUCAAAAAUUGAUGAAUAAAAAUAACUUUUAAUCUUUAUCUGAAGCGAGACUCAAUUAAAUUUAAGUAGAUUUUUUAAAUAAACAUAUCGAGCAAAAUUUACAGUCAAAUUCCAACUAAUUAAAUACAUCUGAUAAGUACUCAGGAAAAAAUUAAGCAAAUAUACAAGAAAUAUUUAGUAAUCAACAAAGCAAUAAAAACAUUGGUCAUAAAGUAUCUUAAAGUAGUGGAAAUAUUCUUAAUUUAGUGAGAUACUAAAACUAGUAAGAAUAAUAAAUUCCUAAUCAUUAAACAACUGAUAAAAAGUAUAAACAGUAGCCUUUAUAACAAAUAGACGAAGAUAGCUAACAUAUAUAAUUCAAUAGUGCCUAGAAAAACCCUAAAUAUAAUGCUAACAGCAACGUUACUUCUGGAAGCACUUAUAUUUCUACUUCAAAAAAGUAAAAUGAUUAAAUUUAAGAAAAUAAUAAAAUAGAACCUUAAUAUUACCUCUCUAAUCGAGAUACUGUCAAUAUAAAUUCUUUCAUAGAUAAUUACAAUUUAGUAACAGAAGAGUUCAGAUCAGCAAAUAAUAACUCUUCAUAUUCUUAGCAUCCAUCAGCAUCUAACUUUUUUACAGGUCAAUCUACUUGCACAAAUGGCUAAGACAACUCAUAGCAUCUUAAUAAAUUAUAGACUUAAUAGAAUACUCAAUGUUAUAUGAAUUCUUCAAACACCUUUUAAAAUUCCAAACAAGAAAUUCCUUUACAAAAUUCUUCUAAUUCUAAACAUGAUAAGCAGUUUUAUGACUAAUAAAGACCUGUUAAAAAUCUAAGUAACUUUAAGCCAUUAACUUUGCUACCUAGCUUUGUUAAUGAAGAUUAUGAUUCAAAUAGAUAUUAAGAUUCUAAUAGGGCAGAGAUAUCCUCAAAUGACAGAAAUAAAGACUCUUUUAGAAGUUAUUCAAAUAAUAAAUAAGGUGAUAAUUCUAAUAACCAAAGGUCAAUUAAGUAUAUUGACUAAUUAGAUAACAAUUAAGAAAAUUUUAUAAGAGUUGAACCCUAUUAAGCAGAGAACUAAGAUUAUAAAAAAUCUCCUAUCAGCUCCACAAAGAAGACACAGUAUCAACAAAAUUCGCAAGGUAGCUCUAAGAGACCUCCAGCACCUUCUCCUUCUUAUAAAAUGAACAAAUAAGCAUCUCCAUCUAUUGUUGCCUCAUUUGAUUAACUGCAAUAGAGUAAAUCAAAAGAUAAUGAAUAAAAUUUUGAAAGUAAAUACCAUAAAAAUUCUUCAGAGUUUUCUACAGGAAAAAAGAAAAAGUACUAUGACCUGCAUUUAAAUCUGUCAGCCAUGAAUAAAAACCAAAGUUUUGUUGAAAAUGAAUGUGUUGGAUUUGAAAAUGACUUUGGCAAUGAAAUUGAAAAUGAAAUUUAACAAAUUAAUUAUGAAAAUAGUUUUAGUGAAAACUUCAAACAUAAAAAUUCUUCCUAAAAAUAAAAAGAAUAAAAUCAAUUCUAAAACUAACUAAAUCAAUUAGAUUAAAAUGAUUUGGUUAAUUUAAUGAAUAAAGUUUAGAACCAAUAAUUAUAGCUCAACAAUUAAAUGACCCAACAACAGAAAUAAUAAAAUUAGCAAUUUGAAUAGAAUUAGAAUGAUAUUCAAAAUUAUAAUUAUUUAAACAAAUAAAUGCUUGAUAAAAAUGAAUUGAAUAACAGUUAACAAGCUAAUUAUUCUCUUUAAAUGUCUGAAACUAUCGAGAAAAAUGAUGUUGAGCAAAGUUAUAAUUGCAUGCUCUCAAUGCAAUACUAAGAAUCAGACCAUGAUAGCUAAUCACAAAGUAUUGUAGGUAUUGCUUCUAAGUAUUCUUAAGAUAAUAGAUAAUAGAAAGAAUCUUAAAAUAUGGAAAAAUUAGCCAAAAAUAAUAAUUAAUAAGGAUUAAUUGGAGAUUCUUUUGAUAGAAAUAUAUCAGUAACUUAAAUUUAACUAAAUGAAAGCUAACAACAAAAGUAUUUUUCUUCUCCUUUCUAAAAAUAAGAACAAAAUUUUGCAGAUUCAAUUAAUUCAUAAAAUUAAAACUUAACAACUAAAAACUAGUUUUUCUAUUCCCCAUAAUUUAAAGAAGAUACUCCAAACUUAUCAGAUUGA
Messenger RNA from Tetrahymena thermophila SB210, 5304 nucleotides. RefSeq lists its product as hypothetical. The record is from RefSeq and is a predicted model, not a curated record. Lineage: Eukaryota; Ciliophora; Oligohymenophorea; Hymenostomatida; Tetrahymenidae. The transcript is spliced from 2 exons.